AGAUGCACCGGUUUUGGCAUCCAGGAGAUCCUGGGCCUGAAUAAGGAGCCGGCCCCCCCGGACAGCCGGCCCCCCGGGCACCUGCUGACCACCCGCUCCGUCCUGGGCCCGGCGGGGGUCGGGGGCUUGGGCCUCCUGGGUCCCGGGGCCCUGCCCGCCUUCUACCCGCCGCCCACCUUCCUGGAGGUGCUGGCCGACCCCCAGGGCGUCCACCUGCAGCCCCUCAGCCGGGCGGCCGGGACGCUGGACACCGGCCAGUCCACGAGCUCAGAUUCCGAGGAUGUUUCUUCCAGCGACCGGAAAAUGUCCAAAUCCUCCCUUAACCAGACCAAGAAAAGGAAGAAAAGGCGACACAGGACGAUCUUCACGUCCUAUCAGCUGGAAGAGUUGGAAAAGGCCUUCAAUGAAGCCCACUACCCGGACGUCUACGCCAGGGAGAUGUUGGCCAUGAAAACGGAGCUGCCCGAGGACAGGAUACAGGUCUGGUUCCAGAAUCGCCGGGCCAAAUGGAGGAAGCGUGAGAAGUGCUGGGGCCGCAGCAGCGUCAUGGCCGAGUACGGGCUGUACGGGGCCAUGGUCCGCCACUCCAUCCCCCUGCCCGAGUCCAUCCUCAAGUCCGCCAAGGACGGCAUCAUGGAGUCCUGCGCCCCGUGGCUGCUCGGGAUGCACAAAAAGUCUCUGGAGGCCGCGUCCGAGACGGGGCCGAAGGCCCGGGCGGAGGGCCGGCCGGACCGGGGCGAGGAGGAAGAGGGGGGCCCCGGGCCCCGGCCGCCCAUUUCGCAGGACGAACUGAGGGAGAACAGCAUUGCCGCCCUCAGGGCCAGGGCUCAGGAGCACAGCACCAAAGUGCUGGGGACCGCGUCCGCCGCCGGACGCCGCCUCGACCGGGAGCCGGAGGAGCGGGAACCGGACGAGGAGGAGGAGGAGGAGGACGAGUGCCCACCUGAGGAGGAAGGGGCCGAGCCGGAGGAGGAGGCGGCGGCCUAG
Messenger RNA from Tachyglossus aculeatus (Australian echidna), 987 nucleotides. RefSeq names its product visual system homeobox 2 (gene VSX2). The record is from RefSeq and is a predicted model, not a curated record. Gene Ontology annotation, cellular component: nucleus. Gene Ontology annotation, biological process: regulation of transcription by RNA polymerase II. NCBI's taxonomy places the organism in Eukaryota, Metazoa, Chordata, Mammalia, Monotremata, Tachyglossidae. Gene Ontology annotation, molecular function: DNA-binding transcription factor activity, RNA polymerase II-specific; sequence-specific double-stranded DNA binding. The transcript is spliced from 5 exons. The annotation marks the transcript as partial.